AUUGACAGGGAGAGGUCUCCUUUGCGUUUACUCGUUAAUUGGCAGCAGUCUCAAACCCUGUUUUCGGACUAAAACCCAGAAUAAGAGCGCUUGGAUUAAAAGUGUGUAAAUAACCGUUCACGGUUGGAUUUAGCAGUUAACAAAGUUUUUGGACGGCUCGUAAAUACAGUAUCAUGCCGCCGUGCUUAACAAGCUACUUUCCUACACCAUCCCUGUUAUAUUGAAGCAAAUAUACAAUAAGCAGUACAGACACACUUAAGGUGCUCCCUGUGUGCAAAGGAUGACAACCUCCCAUCUGAAUGGCCAUGUUGCUGGGGAGGGCGGAGGAGGAGGAGAGGAAGAGUUCAGGGGGGGACAGCAGCACCGAGAAAUGGCAGUCGACUGUCCUGGAGAGCUCGGGAGUCGAACACUGUCCGUCCGACGGUCUGCACAGCUUGAGAGAAUACGACAACACCAGGAAGAUCUUCGUCGUCGUAAAGAGGAGGAGGGUCGUCAGCUGGACCUGAAUGCAUCGCUCAGACUCAGGAAGCUGUCCCAGACUCCCCAUGUUGGAAUUGACAACCCCACAUUCCUACAGGACUGGCAUGGCCCUCAACAGCCACCGCUUGCCAGCCAAGACUCUCAGACAUUGCUGGAGCUGGAGGAGUUGUUGCUGUCCUUAAAACAGGUCCGAGGCUGUCUGCCUGACCAGCAGAGUCAGAAUGACAUUGAGAUGGUUCUUGCACUAAUAAAUAAGUCUGAUUUCCAGUCGGCACUGAAGAUCCAUAAUGCAGUGGCCAGCAGCAUGCACCGACCCUCUCCUCCAUUCCCACACACACACCAGGCACUUCAGCUGUCAAUGGAGGUCCGGAAUCUCGUCCAGUCCACUCAGAACAAAGAGGGACUUGAACUUCACAGCCUGCUGUCAGACACACAUGUCCAGGCGUUGCUCCUGGCCCAUGACAGCAUAGCAGAGAGGGGGAUGGAGCCCAAACCAAUGCCUACUCAAGGAGAAACUCUGACCCAGUGGGAAGGCGAGACAGUCAAGAUAGUUCGCAUAGAGAAAGCCCGGGAUAUACCACUGGGAGCAACUGUUCGAAAUGAAAUGGACAGUGUUAUUAUCAGCCGGAUUGUUCGAGGUGGUGCGGCGGAAAGGAGCGGACUUUUAUCAGAGGGCGAUGAAAUCUUGGAAAUUAAUGGCAUAGAGAUUAGAGGGAAAGAUGUCAACCAAGUCUUUGAUAUUCUUGCGGACAUGCACGGUCUCCUGACAUUCGUAUUGAUUCCCAGCACUCAGAGUAAACCUCCUCUUGUCAAAGAAUCCGUGGUUCACGUGAAAGCUCAUUUUGACUACGACCCAUCAGACGACCCUUAUGUGCCAUGCAGAGAGCUUGGCUUGUCUUUCCAGAAAGGAGAUAUUCUGCACAUUAUCAGUCAAUCUGACCCCAACUGGUGGCAGGCUUACAGGGAUGGAGACGAGGACAACCAACCACUAGCUGGACUGGUGCCAGGGACGAGUUUCCAGCAGCAGAGAGAAGCCAUGAAGCGGACUAUCGAAGAAGACGAGCCUGAGAAGCCUGGGAAGCUGUGGUGUGCAAAAAAGAAUAAGAGGAAGAGGAAGAAGCUGCUGUUCAGUCCUCACAGGAAUGACGAUAUCGAAAGUGAGGAGGUUCUCACCUAUGAGGAAAUGGCUUUGUAUCACCAGCCAGCCAACAGGAAGCGACCGAUAGCCCUGAUUGGUCCGACUGGCUGUGGGCAGGCGGAGCUCCGGCAGAGACUAAUCCACAACCAGCCAGAGCGGUUUGCUGGAGCGGUUCCUCACACCACGCGCAACCGUCGAGACGGCGAGCUGAGUGGCCAAGAUUAUCACUUUGUGUCCCGUCAGACCUUUGAGGCAGAACUGACAGCCGGAAAGCUGAUUGAGUCUGGGGAGUUUGAGAAGAACUUGUACGGGACAAGUAUAGACUCUGUGCGACAGGUUAUCAACACUGGAAAAAUCUGUGUGCUCUGCCUUCACACGCAGACUUUAAAGGUGCUGAGGAGCUCCGACCUGAAGCCUUACAUCAUCUUCAUAGCCCCGCCCUCCCAGGAAAGACUGCGAGCCCUGUUGGCUAAAGAGAACAAGAAUCCCAAGCCGGAGGAGCUGCGUGACAUCAUCGAGAAAGCCCGGGAAAUGGAACAGAUCUGCGGACAUCUGUUCGACGCCGUCAUCGUUAACAUGGACCAUGAUAAAGCCUAUAACGAGCUGCUACGACUCAUCAACAAACUGGACACUGAACCACAGUGGGUGCCCAGCUCCUGGCUGCGCUGAGAACAUGCCCACAGCACGCGGUGUAGAGACUUAACGCCAACACCGAACCCGCCGCAGACUCAGCUACACACACAGCCAUUGUUACACUGCAUCAUGUAUUAACCAGGUGGCACUGAGGAAAUAAACAAACUGUGAAAAAGCAGCAACUCUGAGCAAAUGCUCAACUGAUCCUGAAUCAGAUUGGCAACAUUUAAUUUGUGGGGUUUCUGUCUGAGACCAAAACAUGGAGCUGAACAACUGUUAUGCACGUUUGUUUGUUUCCUCUGCUGUUCUGAGAAACGCAGUGUGCAAAUCUGACAACCCGUCAUCAUUUCAACAAACAUGAUU
This is a messenger RNA of Thalassophryne amazonica, 2614 nucleotides long. RefSeq names its product MAGUK p55 subfamily member 5-A-like. Gene Ontology annotation, biological process: morphogenesis of an epithelial sheet; establishment or maintenance of polarity of embryonic epithelium; generation of neurons. The coding region runs from base 281 to 2287 and encodes 668 amino acids. The transcript has 17 exons. Lineage: Eukaryota; Metazoa; Chordata; Actinopteri; Batrachoidiformes; Batrachoididae. Gene Ontology annotation, molecular function: protein binding. Gene Ontology annotation, cellular component: plasma membrane; adherens junction. The record is from RefSeq and is a predicted model, not a curated record.